This is a messenger RNA of Xiphophorus hellerii (green swordtail), 3743 nucleotides long. RefSeq names its product abhydrolase domain containing 8b (gene abhd8b). Gene Ontology annotation, cellular component: mitochondrion. Lineage: Eukaryota; Metazoa; Chordata; Actinopteri; Cyprinodontiformes; Poeciliidae. The transcript has 5 exons. Gene Ontology annotation, molecular function: lysophosphatidic acid acyltransferase activity; carboxylic ester hydrolase activity. The record is from RefSeq and is a predicted model, not a curated record. The coding region runs from base 248 to 1657 and encodes 469 amino acids. Gene Ontology annotation, biological process: phosphatidic acid biosynthetic process; lipid homeostasis.
GGAGGACUGGAGCUCCUCUCUGAUAUUUGGCUGUACCUCUGGUCCCUUAGAAAGACAUGUUGUCUGCUGGCACACACUGGCUGGCCGCCAUGUGGUGGCUCCCGACAGGCCAGCGAAAUCCAGAUAAAUUAGAUUAUUGGAUUGGCUACAACAGAUUAUAGCUCUCCUUCGAUGCUUCAUAAGAAAGCGGCACCAGUUUGAUCAUAGGAGGUUUUAUGAGAUAGAGCCUUGAUAAAGACUGGCAGCCAUGCUGACCAGCUUUAUUGAAGGCCUCCUCUGCUGUCUCACCUCCAAACCGGCCAACACCGUGGUUCCCGUGGAAACCUCUGAGCCUGCAGAUGGGUACGAGUUUGUGGAGGUGAAACCAGGCCGUGUCCUGCGGGUUCGACACAUCAUCUCUGACAGACCGGCGGUGGAGGAGCCCUCGCUGGGUGGGAUUGUGAGCUGCAAAAGAAAGAUCACAGUCUACCGCAACGGACAGCUGUUCAUUGAGAACUUGGGCGAGAGGGCGAGCGCGGAGCUGAAAACCUGCCAGAACGGAGAGACUGAACCCAACAGCACGGUGGAGGUUGAACUGACAGACUGUCGCAACUCUUCACCUCCUGUCAGCAUCCCCGAGGCCCGGUCAGACUCUGUCGCAGCUGGAAACAACGGGGCAUCGGAAACUGGGUCAGCAGGAGAGGCACCUGCUGCCGGGCAGGCCGAGCAGUCCCAGCAACCCCGCAAACGAAGGAGGAAGCCGAAGCGCAUCGUGGUGAUUGACUGUGAAAGGAGGAUAGCAGCCUGUAAAGGAACACAUUCAGAUGUUGCUCUGUUCUUUAUCCACGGGGUUGGGGGGUCGCUGGAUAUCUGGGGGAGUCAGCUGGACUUCUUUUCCCGACUCGGGUACGAGGUGAUCGCCCCGGAUCUGGCAGGCCAUGGAGCGAGCUCAUCUCCACACAUAGCUGCAGCGUACACCUUCUAUGCCCUGGCGGAGGAUAUGAGACUAAUCUUUAAGAGAUAUGCAAAGAAGAGGAACAUCCUCAUUGGACAUUCAUACGGCGUGUCUUUCUGUACGUUCCUGGCUCAUGAGUUUCCAGACCAGAUUCACAAAAUGGUGAUGAUCAAUGGUGGUGGUCCCACAGCGCUGGAGCCCAGCCUGUGCAGCAUCUUCAACCUGCCCACCUGUGUGCUUCACUGCCUGUCCCCACUGUUAGCCUGGAGUUUCCUAAAGGCGGGCUUCGCUCGGCAGGGAUCCAGGGAGAAGCAGUUGCUGAAAGAGUACAAUGCCUUCAAUGUGUCGUCAUUUGUAUUGCGUGCCAUGAUGAGCGGUCAGUACUGGCCUGAGGGGGACGAGGUUUAUCACGCUGAGCUCACGGUGCCCGUCCUGCUGGUUCACGGCAUGCAUGACAAGUUUGUCCCAGUAGAAGAGGACCAGCGCAUGGCUGAGAUUCUUCUAAUGGCGUUCCUGAAGGUCUUGGAGGACGGCAGUCACAUGGUGAUGCUGGAGUGUCCUGAAGCUGUCAACACACUUCUGCAUGAGUUCUUCCUCUGGGAACCAGUCACACUUCCACCACCAAAGAAAGAGCCCAAAGCCCGUCCAGAGACCGCCAAACCUCAAACUGACAACAUUUCUGAGCCCGCCACAGUCCGGCCUGCGACCGCCAGGCAAACCUAAUCAAACUGAACAGAAACAGACUAAAGAACGCAACUGAUUGAGGCUAAAACUGAAGCAGGGGUAAAUGUAAAACGUGGCUCAUCCACUUCCUGCAGAACAGAGCAGGUUUGAAUGGGACAGACAGACAAAGCGGACGAUUUAUCUGAGCUCCUCGGGAUUACAGUUAGAUUUGUGGAGGUGGGACACUGCUGUUCUGGUUUGGUUUCAGUUGAAGUUUGAAAAGAGCAAAUCAAGUCAAAGACUGUUCGAAUGUCAGCUCAAAGGAGUUUAUCCCAAACAUUCAACAGAGGAUCAUGUGGUUGUGCCUUUGAAAAACUAGAAAACUGGUGAAAAUCAACCAAGAUAAACAAUGAUAUGAAACUGGCAGGAGAGUAAAUCAGAUUCCGUCCGUCCAUUCGUUAUUUUGUCUGAGAUCAGGUCACAGAGCUAACCCCCUCACCAACAACACUUUCCAUCUCAUUGGGGUCCCAAAGUGUUUCCAUGCAAACCUGUAGUCUCCUCCCAGUUAGACGAGUCAAAAAAAUCUCCAAAGGGAGGUUGGUCAGAUGCCCAAAUAACCUCAGUUGACUCCUCCCAACGCGGAGGAGAAUCACCUUGGCUGUGAUUCCCCAAGGAUGAUGGAUCGACCCAUCUAAUCUCUAAGCUGAGUACAGGCACCCUGCAGAGGAAGAUGAUCUCAAUCAUUGAAGAAUGUCUGAAUCCAUUUCUCAUGGCCAUACAAGAGACAGACUGGACAAAUGAGAGCCUUGCUUUUUGGAUCACCACAAGAAGAGCAGAACACAGUCUGCAAUACUUCAGAUGAGGCCCCAGUUCAUCUAUUAAUUUCCUUCUCCAUCCUGCAAUCAUUCGUGAACAAGACACCAAGAUACUUGAACACUCUGCUGGAGGCAGACCAAAUCCUGAACAGGAUUUUGCCAGAUGAAAGUCAAGGUUUGCACUUUUAGAAUCAAACUAUGAUGCAAACUGCUGGAAUCUGAUUUUUUUUAGUUUUUCUAUUGCUCAGACUUGAUGAAAAUCUUUCUUUGUGUGUGUCUUUUUUUUUUGUUAAAUUGUAAAAUAAUACAUUUGUAAACCAUACUGAAGAACAUGACCAUCAGAAACAAUUGUUUGUAUAAUAAAAUUAGUCCUUGACUGUUUGAGCUCUGGCUGGAUUAUACAAUGGAGUAUUAAGGUCAUUGCAGAUAAAAGGAAAAAGAAAAUAUAUAAAAACUGCAGACAUUUUGAGAUUAAUUUCACAUAUUUAAAAGAAAAAAAAAACUUAAAUAUGUUUUAAAACAACAUUUCUCUGAUGUUGGAAAGUUGAAAGUUUGCAAGAUUUUCUUUUUGUUUUUUAUUUUGUUUUAAUUUGACCUCUUCCAUGGUCUUAAGAUAUGGGGUAAUUUGGUCCCCGAACUUUCGUGGUCGCAAAAACCCCGCGUGGUGCGUUUUUAAGAGAUUUUUUAUGUGCAUGGUUUCAAGAACUGACGGUCCGCUGGAAUAAUCCGUCCUUCUUCCCCGCUGUCUGACCGUGACAUCUGCUGUGCUCCUCCUGAGCGUCGCUCUAACACCGUGGGAGGGAAAUAAAUAUACGAUAUUAAAACUAGAAUAUCCUGAAAUUGUAAAGCCAGAAUUUAUAAGAAAAAAUGAAUUUAUCAGAAAAAUAUCAAAAGUUUUUCAUUAUUAAGUCAGAGAUUUGUGGCAAAAUUGACAGAAGUCCUCUAAGAUUGAGGUGGUAAAUUUAAGAAAAAAAAAUUCAAAACAUAAGCAGCAGAUCUGGGCUCUUUUACUACAUCAGAAUGACAUCUUACGAGUCUGACUUUGACUUCGUCUGACUUUCUAAUCUCAGUAAACUUCUGAGGUUUUUUCUUAAAGGUUUCUAACUUUAUAAUGUCAGAAAAUAUCUAAGGUUUAAGAUUAUAAAUGUAUACUUUUAGUCAAGGAAAAUUAUUUUCUUCUUGCAAAUUUUCAACUUUAUUCCAGAGAAUAUUGAAAUAUUUUUAAUAUAAAUAUUAAAGUUAAAAUUCAAACUUUUUUGGUGGAAAUUUACAAAAGAUUUUAGUUUAUUUUAUCUACAUUAGCCGUAAUACUCCUUCAUAGAUUUUGAGCC